GCCUCUCCCGCCAACCACAGGAGCCGGCCUGAUUCGCUCAGGAGGCGGGGCCGAGCCUCCCUCUCCUCCAAUCACGGCGCAGCUCGUUGCGUGACGAGCCGCUCGCCUUCCUUCCUCGCCCAAGAUGGCGGCUGCUGCGGGGCCGCGCCGAGGCGUCGAGGAGCUGGGCUUGCUGGAGAAGUCUUUGGGGCUGAAGAAGGGGAACAAGUACAGCAGCCAGGGAGACCAGAAGAUUCCUGUACUACAGACAAACAAUGGCCCCAGUCUGACCGGGCUGACCACUAUAGCCAUGCACCUAGUCAAACAAGCAAAACAGGACCAGCUGCUUGGGAGUACUGCAGAAGAGAAAGCCGUUGUUCAGCAGUGGUUAGAAUACAGAGUGACACAAGUAGAUAAGCAGUCCAGUAAAGAAGAAACUAGAAUAAUUCUGAAGGAUCUUAAUUCAUACCUUGAGGAUAAAGUCUACGUGACCGGAAACAACUUUACACUAGCAGAUAUUUUAAUGUAUUAUGGACUGCACCACAUCAUAGCUGACCUGACAGUACAAGAGAAGGAGAAAUACUUGAAUGUGUCUCGCUGGUUUAACCAUAUUCAGCAUUAUCCAGGCAUCAGACAACAUCUGUCCAGCAUAGUCUUCAUCAAGAACAGACUCUAUAAGGUGCACUAGAGGAUCACAUAUCAUGUUUGGCGAUCUCGAGAAAUAAAAACCAUCAUUCAGAUCCACUAACAAGCAAGCAUCGUCCCAUCUCUUCCCAUAGCUGAACAGCUGUUGCCUAAAGGAAUAAUGUUGCAUUGAGUAGCUGUCUAGGAAUGUGGACUUCAUCAAAACAAUUGCCUGGCAAAUUCAACAACUGAAAUGUGAAUCAGGGUUUUUUUCCCCUUUCAGAAAGUCAGCCGUCAUUUUAAUCAUACAGACAUGUAGGAACUUGGCAUUUAUUGUAGGAAAACGUAAAUCAACAUUAUUGCAAUAUAUGUUGCUGUGCAAUUUGUCUGACUUGUUUCAUGCAUAGUACUUGCCUGUAUUUUUCUCCCGUUCUCUGGGUGUUUACACUAAUUUUAUAAAAGUGACUAUGGAAAAAAAAUCUAUUGUGCCAAGGUUUUGGAAAAGAGAAAUCAUAUGUUUUGGUAGAAAAUCAUAUUGAUUUGAUAAAUUAUUUUAAAGGUUUUUUUUUAAUUUGGGGUUUAUUUUCUUGGGGGGAAAUGGAAAUUGCUAUGAAAAAUUGAUAUGUCAGAAUAUUCAUUUUGAGAAAUUUUUCUUUUGCUUCCAAAACAGUUAAACUUGACCAGACAUAGACUACUA
Molecule: messenger RNA, 1300 nt
Organism: Heteronotia binoei (common prickly gecko)
Lineage: Eukaryota; Metazoa; Chordata; Lepidosauria; Squamata; Gekkonidae
Gene: EEF1E1
Product: eukaryotic translation elongation factor 1 epsilon 1
Exons: 4
Coding region: 125-667 (180 amino acids)
Biological process (GO): positive regulation of DNA damage response, signal transduction by p53 class mediator
Cellular component (GO): cytoplasm; nucleus; aminoacyl-tRNA synthetase multienzyme complex
Source: RefSeq, a predicted model, not a curated record